UAUUAAACCUUAAUUUUAUUAAAGUCUCUCUUUAGUUUCACGACAGUCAGGAAAAAUUGCGGAAAUCAAAAAAGAAGGAGGAAAAGAAGAAUUGAGUUCAAUAAAUAAACGAGAGUGUAGAAAUUAAUUACUAUUUAAUUCCAACUGAAAAUGUCAAUUCUCACUAAAGAAAGUACUACGAAAUUGAGAUACAAUGAGAUGAAAAUGCCAAUUAUUGGAUUUGAUAGCACAUUUCAUAGGAUAUGUGUAAGAGAUAGUUUUCAGGAUAUCGAUGACAAAGUAAGAGAAGCUUUAUCAGAAGCAAUUAAUGCCGGAUAUAGGCUUGUAUUUUGUGAUCCAUUUGUUAAGGGAAAUGAAAGAGCAGUUGGAGCAGCUUUAAAGGAAAAAUUCCAAGACAAAAGAGUCGAGAGGGAGGAACUUUUCAUCGUAACGAAGGUUUACAUGGAUUUAACCUAUACACCUGGCUUUGUAGAAACUUCGGUUAAAAAAUCACUGGAAGCUUUGGGUUUGGAUUAUCUGGAUAUGAUCCUACUUUUCUGUUCUGUAUACAGUGAGACUAAACCAUAUGGACCAGAUUAUACAGAGGCAUGGAGGGGAAUGCAAAAUUGUUAUUACAAAAAAUAUACAAGAUCACUUGGAUUGUGUAAUUUCUCGUCAAAUAAAAUAGAACGUAUUUUAAAAUUAGCGGCAAUUAAACCAAGUGCCAAUCUAAUGGAGUGCAAUAUUUUUAGGAAUUGCAAAGAACUGCGUAAAUAUUUGAAAAAACAUAAAAUUGUUUUACUCUCGAAUGAUUUAUAUGGAUCGGUUGGUAUUGCGACAAUUGAUCCAGGAAGAGAAUCACCUGACAAAGUACAUCUCAAUCAAUUAAUUCCAAUUAAGGAGUUGAUGGAAAAAUAUAACAAGACUGCAUGUCAGAUAGCCAUUAGAUAUCUCAUUGAAACCGAUACAAUUCCACUGAUAAAAUCCGGAUUGGACACAAGUAUUCAGGCAAAUAUAGAUGUAUUCGAUUUUAAUAUAGAAAAAAGUGAAAUGAAAAUUCUCAGUUCGAUUGAUAAUGGAACGUAUGAUCCAAAUUUGAAACUAUAUAACAGAUACCCGGAAGACUAUGCUUAUAUAUAGAUUUAUCUGAUU
Messenger RNA from Leptopilina heterotoma, 1131 nucleotides. Its product is annotated as rho crystallin-like. Gene Ontology annotation, molecular function: aldose reductase (NADPH) activity. The transcript has 6 exons. Gene Ontology annotation, cellular component: cytosol. Bases 151 to 1119 code for a protein of 322 amino acids. The record is from RefSeq and is a predicted model, not a curated record. Lineage: Eukaryota; Metazoa; Arthropoda; Insecta; Hymenoptera; Figitidae.